This is a messenger RNA of Penicillium riverlandense, 1173 nucleotides long. Its product is annotated as GTR/RAG family Ras-related GTP-binding protein. NCBI's taxonomy places the organism in Eukaryota, Fungi, Ascomycota, Eurotiomycetes, Eurotiales, Aspergillaceae. The record is from RefSeq and is a predicted model, not a curated record. The transcript is spliced from 4 exons. Gene Ontology annotation, molecular function: GTP binding; GTPase activity. Bases 1 to 1173 code for a protein of 390 amino acids. Gene Ontology annotation, cellular component: nucleus; Gtr1-Gtr2 GTPase complex; fungal-type vacuole membrane. Gene Ontology annotation, biological process: regulation of autophagy; cellular response to starvation; cellular response to amino acid stimulus.
AUGCCCUUUCCACCGACUCGUACACCCGCUUCGCGAGCAUCUCUUGAAUUGCCUGCCCCGAAGACCAUAGCCCAGCUAACCCUUGAGAAUUUAUUACAGGGAGCGAACCCGGUGGGUGGUGCACCAGCACAUACCAAAUUGGCCUCGCUGCCCAGCACAAAGGGCCGCGAUGCUAAGCCCCGUCUUCUUCUGAUGGGACUUCGCCGGAGUGGCAAGUCUUCCAUCGCAAGUGUUGUUUUCCACAAGAUGCCACCAAAUGAAACCCUCUUCCUAGAAUCCACUACGCGGAUCCAAAAAGACUCCAUUCACUCCUUCAUGGACUUUCAGGUCUGGGAUUUCCCCGGCCAGCUUGAAUACCUCGAACCAUCCUUUGACCUCGAGGACAUCUUCGGCAGUCUAGGGGCGCUGGUGUGGGUGAUCGAUGCGCAAGAUGACUACCUAGACUCGGUCGCGCGACUCAACCGCACAAUCCUGACGGUGCAGCAAUACUACCCGGGCGUCAACAUCGAGGUGUUCAUCCACAAGGUGGACGGACUCUCCGACGAGUACCGCACCGAUACCUUCCAGGACAUCGUGCAGCGCAUCUCCGACGAACUCAGUGAUGCCGGAUAUGAGAAUGCACCUGUGCACUACUACCUCACUUCGAUCUAUGAUUAUUCCGUAUUCGAGGCUUUCAGCAAGGUCAUCCAGAAACUCAUCCCCAACCUGUCGACUCUGGAAAACCUGAUCAACACCCUGGCCAAUAACUGCGGGUUUGAAAAGACCUAUUUGUUUGACGUACUGAGCAAGAUCUACAUCGCGUCCGAUACUCGACCAGUUGACAUGGCCUGCUACGAGAUGUGCUCCGACUACAUCGAUGUGAUUGUCGACGUCUCCGAGCUUUACUCGUGGGAUCAUCCAGAUCGAAAACCAAAGGGUGAACAGAUCCAGGAAGCUGAGAGCCAUGUAGUCCUGCAUGAUGAGACCAUGAUCCACCUGAUGGAGAUGAACAAAUAUCUGUGUCUUGUCUCAGUGAUCCGCAACCGUGAAGCGAAGGAGAAGCGCGGCCUGAUUGACAUGAACUGCCGCACAUUCCAGGAAGCGCUGAACGAUGUCUUCUCCCGCAGUUGGGAACAGGAGCAGGGGCAGGAGGAAGAACAGCAUGCCGCUGGGCCAUUGGAGUCGGAUGGGUAG